AUGAUUUUGCAAAUCUCUUCCCUUUCUGUUGUCACCACAGAGAACCAUAUGGAAAAGAAUGACACAGAAACCACAAAUUUCAUCCUCCUGGGCUUCUUCCCUGAAUUUAGAUACAUCACAGCUAUAGUGUACAUUACUCUCCUGAUAUACAUGGCUGCCUUCACUGGCAACACUCUUCUGAUCCUCCUCAUUUGGUUGGAUUCCCGGCUCCAUACCCCCAUGUACUUCUUCCUCAGCCAGCUAUCUUUAAUGGAUUUGACAUUGACUUCCAGCAUUGUCCCCAAAAUGGUGGCCAACUUCUUCUCUGGAUGGCGGAGCAUCUCAUUCCUGGCUUGUGGGACUCAAAUAUUUUUCUCCCUGACUGUGGCCAUUGCAGAAUGUAUCCUUAUAACUCUCAUGUGCUUUGAUCGCUAUGUGGCUGUCUGUAAUCCCCUGCGGUACCCUGUCAUCAUCAGUCCUAGGGUUUGCUUGCAUAUGAUUGUCAUAUCUUGGGCUGGAGGUGCAUUUACUUCCUUUGCUCACACUGCUUUCACCUUGCAUUUUCACAUCUGCAGCCCCAGAGAGAUCCCUCACUUCUUCUGUGAAGUCAUGGCUGUUCUUGGGAUUGUCUGUGAGGACAUCUUAGCCUAUGAGAAGGCUGUGGUGGUGACCAGCAUCCUUGUUUUGUUGCUGCCCUUAUCUCUCAUCUUGUCCUCCUAUGUUCUUAUCUUGCUUUCUCUUCUCCAAAUGAACUCCCCAGAAGUCAGGAACAAAGCUCUGGCCACUUGCUCCUCCCAUCUCUGUGUAGUGAGUCUCUAUUUUGGUCCAGGUAUGUGCAUCUACAUGAGACCUGGCUCUGCCAAAACUCCAAGAUUGAAUCAGGGUCUCUUUCUGUUUGGAACUGUCCUUACCCCCCUCUUAAAUCCUCUUGCCUACAGUCUAAGAAACAAAGAAGUUCUAAGUGCCCUGAAAAAGUUGGUAGGGAAGUGUCAGUCCUCCAGGUAGAAGGCAGAAAUUUCACUAUCAGCUGCACAUAAUCCAGACAUGCACCAGCAAAGGGCAUUUUAUCACUUAAAAAAUAAUCUCUGCAGGACCCUGGAAAAAUCAAUCAAUUUUAAUUGAGUUGUUCUAUCCCCCUUUACCUGCAGAAAAAUAAUGUUGAGCUCAUUUCCUUUCCCCAUCUUGAGGUUUCUGUCCAAUUGUCACAGAUAAUAUGCUAAUGAAGGA
Messenger RNA from Sus scrofa (pig), 1206 nucleotides. RefSeq names its product olfactory receptor 2AJ1-like. NCBI's taxonomy places the organism in Eukaryota, Metazoa, Chordata, Mammalia, Artiodactyla, Suidae. The record is from RefSeq and is a predicted model, not a curated record. Gene Ontology annotation, molecular function: G protein-coupled receptor activity; olfactory receptor activity. Gene Ontology annotation, biological process: G protein-coupled receptor signaling pathway. Gene Ontology annotation, cellular component: membrane.